This is a messenger RNA of Beta vulgaris subsp. vulgaris (sugar beet), 1822 nucleotides long. RefSeq names its product magnesium transporter MRS2-4. Bases 229 to 1536 code for a protein of 435 amino acids. NCBI's taxonomy places the organism in Eukaryota, Viridiplantae, Streptophyta, Magnoliopsida, Caryophyllales, Amaranthaceae. Gene Ontology annotation, biological process: transmembrane transport; magnesium ion transport. Gene Ontology annotation, cellular component: membrane. The record is from RefSeq and is a predicted model, not a curated record. Gene Ontology annotation, molecular function: magnesium ion transmembrane transporter activity. The transcript has 4 exons.
UAGUAGUAGUGAAAGUAUCGAGCAUAAAUCCGAUCCAUAAUGCAGAAGGACAAAAAAAUUCGGUGGAUUUGAAGGAGUUGAUGGCCGACCAAGCGGAGGCACAACCCCAGAAAACGCAAUAUUCACAAAGUCAAAUAUCACAGUCAAAGGAGAGAGAUUCCCUCCUCUCUCCGUCUCUCCGUCUCUCUCACGUCAAAAACUGGAGUCCUAAUUUAUUGAGGAGAGAGAAUGGGGAAGAACCCUUUGUCCUUCCGCCGGACAAUUUCUCGUCGCCGGAAUAAUCGGAAAGUUGUUCCGCCGGAAAAUUCGGCGAUAGAAAUAGUUCCGACGACGAAAAACGACGAUGUUGCGGGAACUUCUGCGAGUAAAGGGAAGAAGAAGAUGGGAGGAGCGAGAUUGUGGAUGAAAUUCGAUAAAUUUGGACAGUCGGAAUUGAUUGAGUGGGAUAAAAGUGCGAUUAUUAAACGUGUUGGUAUUCCGGCGAGGGAUUUGAGGAUUCUUGGCCCUGUUUUCUCUCAAUCUUCUAAUAUUCUUGCUAGAGAAAGAGCCAUGGUUGUGAAUCUAGAGUUUAUAAAGGCCAUAGUUACUGCUGAAGAGGUGCUUUUGCUUGACCCUCUCCGUCAGGAGGUUCUUCCUUUUGUAGAUCAGCUUCGGCAGCAGCUUCCUCAGAAGAGCCAAGGUAUGAAUAAAGCAGGACAUGUUGAUGACAGGGACAGUAAACAGCAUCCCACUGAGGUGCAAUGGGCACGUACACCUGAACCUGUUGAGGGCGAGCAGCAGGAGCUUCCAUUUGAAUUUCAGGUGCUUGAAAUUGCUUUAGAGGUGGUGUGUUCAUAUUUGGAUUCCAAUGUGGCUGAGCUUGAGAAACAUGCCUAUCCUGUGUUAGAUGAUUUAGCUCGGAAUGUCAGCACCAAGAAUCUGAAACGUGUGAGGAGUUUGAAAAGUAAUCUUACUCGCUUGCUAGCCCGGGUCCAAAAGGUCAGAGAUGAAAUUGAGCAUCUUUUGGAUGAUAACGAAGAUAUGGCUCAUCUGUAUCUUACGAGGAAGUUGAUCCAGUAUCAACAAUCUGAAGCUUUGUUGAACUCUGCUGCUUCAAAUUCCAUUGUGGCGACACCACAUGCUCUUCACCGUAACAGUUCCUAUCGGAGUGGAAGUAUGAUGACCAGCAACUAUUGGGAUGAUGAUGUUGAAGAUCUUGAAAUGUUAUUGGAGGCUUAUUUCAUGCAGUUGGAUGGGACUAGGAACAAGAUAUUGUCUGUGAGGGAGUAUAUUGAUGACACGGAAGAUUAUGUUAACAUCCAACUUGACAAUCAGCGUAAUGAACUUAUUCAACUGCAGCUCAAUCUUACGAUUGCGUCAUUCGCUAUAGCAAUUGAUACCCUAAUAGCAGGAGCUUUUGGCAUGAACAUACCGUGUAGCCUGUAUAAGACGAAUGGUGUAUUUGGCUACGUUGUUGGAGGUGGCACUGCCUUCUCUUUUCUGAUUUUUAUCCUCAUUUUAGGAUAUGCCAGGUGGAAGAAGCUACUUGGCUCUUAAUCAUCCACAUUGCAACUUCAAUAUAUAUAUGUAUACUCCAUAUGUAUAUGUUCAAAUUGUCAAUGACCAUAGAUCGCAUUCAUCAUGAGAUGUGAAGUCAGUUACAAAGAUCUUAACUUUUGUGUAGAGUGAAUACCUUGAUAGUGCAAUUGAAGCUUCUUACUGUAUACAUCUUCCAUCUUCUUUAUUGAGCAAUAAAUAUUUGGAAGAUUAUGAUGGGUGAGAAUGGUGGUGCUGAAAUUUUAUCGUCUCUUAUGUAUAGACUCCAGUGGCUUCAGUUUGGUUC